Molecule: messenger RNA, 2960 nt
Organism: Hemicordylus capensis (graceful crag lizard)
Lineage: Eukaryota; Metazoa; Chordata; Lepidosauria; Squamata; Cordylidae
Gene: UBA3
Product: ubiquitin like modifier activating enzyme 3
Exons: 18
Coding region: 99-1511 (470 amino acids)
Biological process (GO): protein neddylation
Cellular component (GO): cytoplasm; nucleus
Molecular function (GO): NEDD8 activating enzyme activity
Source: RefSeq, a predicted model, not a curated record
GGCCAGCGAGCGAGCGCGCGCUCUAUGGUCUCAGAAGCGGGUAGGCCGGUUGUGGUGCAUUGUGGGAAGGGAGCAGAGAGGAGGGAAAAGGAGCGACUAUGGCGGAUGGUGCGGAGCCGGAGAAGAAAAGAAGGAGGCUAGAGGAGCGGCUGCUCGCGGGAGAGAGGCAGAGAGAGAUGGGAAUGGCUGUUGAUGGUGGGUGUGGGGACAAUGGAGACUGGGAAGGUCGCUGGAACCAUGUAAAGAAGUUCCUCGAGCGAUCUGGACCAUUCACACACCCUGAUUUCGAGCCAGGCACUCAACCCCUUGACUUUCUGUUAAACACGUGUAAAGUUCUAGUUAUUGGAGCAGGAGGAUUAGGAUGUGAACUCCUGAAAAAUCUGGCAUUGUCUGGUUUUAGGCAAAUCCAUGUCAUCGACAUGGACACUAUUGAUGUAUCUAACCUGAAUAGGCAGUUUUUGUUUCGACCCAAAGAUGUUGGACGGCCUAAAGCAGACGUUGCUGCUGAAUUUCUGAACAGUCGAAUUCCUAAUUGUGCUGUUGUGCCACAUUAUAAAAAAAUUCAGGAUCUGGAUGAUACUUUCUAUCGGCAAUUUCAUAUAAUUGUAUGUGGUUUGGACUCAAUAAUCGCACGAAGAUGGAUAAAUGGCAUGCUGAUAUCACUUUUAAACUAUGAAGAUGGUGUGUUGGAUCCAACUUCCAUUAUACCUUUGAUUGAUGGAGGAACUGAAGGUUUUAAAGGAAAUGCUCGUGUGAUUAUUCCCAGCAUGACAGCUUGUAUUGAAUGCACUCUUGAACUUUAUCCACCUCAGGUGAAUUUUCCUAUGUGUACAAUCGCGUCAAUGCCUCGGCUACCAGAACAUUGUAUUGAGUUUGUCAGGAUAUUGCAGUGGCCCAAGGAACAACCUUUUGGAGAAGGUGUUGCACUAGAUGGAGACGAUCCAGAGCACAUACAGUGGAUUUUUGAGAAAUCUUUAGAAAGGGCAGCACAGUUCAAUAUUAAAGGUCUAACCUACAGGCUCACGCAAGGAGUUGUGAAACGAAUCAUUCCAGCUGUAGCUUCCACAAAUGCUGUCAUUGCAGCUAUAUGUGCCACUGAAGUCUUUAAAAUAGCCACAAGUGCAUACAUGCCCUUGAACAACUAUUUAGUUUUCAAUGAUGUAGAUGGACUCUACACGUACACAUUUGAAGCUGAAAAGAAGGAGAACUGUCUGGCUUGCAGCCAGCUCCCUCAAAAUAUAGAAUUUUCUCAGUCAGCUAAACUGCAGGAAGUUUUGGAUUAUUUAACAAACAGUGCUUCAUUACAGAUGAAAUCUCCAGCAAUAACAGCUACAGUGUAUGGGAGGAAUAAGACCCUUUACUUACAGUCAGUAGCUUCAAUUGAAGAACGGACAAGGCCAAACCUUUCAAAGACUUUAAAAGAACUGGGACUUGUUGAAGGUCAGGAACUUGCAGUUGCAGAUGUCACUACACCACAGACUGUGCUCUUCAAACUGCAUUUUACUACUUGAUAUAAAUGCAAGUGAUGUAAACACACACUGAAGAAAGCUUGCACGUCUUGUAAAAUUACUGUUGUACACUAGGAGGAGGGGAGAAAAGAGUUUUCCAGACCUAUCCCUGUUUGUACAAGCAUUGCUGGAAGUUAGUUUAUUCUGAAUAAAUUGCUCUUAUUUUAGAACUGUCCUUGAAAACCAAUAUUUGGUUGAAGUUAUCUGUAUAAAGGUUCAGCUAAUGUACAGAAAUUUGAUAUACACCAGUAAUAUUUUCAAUUUGUAUGCACAUUAAAGAAUGCCAACACUCCUUCCUCAAGUGGAAACUCUACAUGUGCUUCAAGAGCCAAUCUGUUAACUACCAUAAAAUGUCUGGCUGACAUCCAGACUAAUACCAUGUUGGAGCCAACAGUGUUUUCUGUCAUAGGGUGGGGAGAGGACAGAGAUGAUUUUGGUGAUUUCCCCAAUGUUUCUUCUGCAGCAUCUGUGACUCCCCAGAACUUGUUUGUGAGGGUUGUGGGACCAUCUGGAACAUAUUUUUUUUGGGAGGUGCAGGGUACUGCAGAGAAAACAGAUCACCAAAAAAUGCUGCUGCCACCACACCCACUGUGAUGGAAAAUGCUGCUGUGUUAGCGUAACGUUAUUCUGGAUGGUGGUCUCAUUGUUCACGAUGACAAAGUGAAGCAAGAUAACUUUAAAUUAAAUUUUAGAAUAUAUGUACAGUUCUUAAAAUCAGACUACCAAAUAGUAGUCUAAAAAAAAAAUCCUGUUUCUUGCUCUAUGUAAUGUAUUUACUAAGAUGCAUAUUGGGCUGGUUCUGAUGAUACAGUUCCUGGCGCACAUAAUUAUGAUGGGGACACACUCAAAGUGCACCUGUUGAGACAUCCUCUGCGGACAUCAUGAUGCCUUCUUGGUGUAUUCCUUUAUGUGGGGCUGUUCAUCUCCAUGACUCUGCUACACAUGCUCCAAAUAUUUUUUGAACAAGUAUCUGGAAUGCUUGUAUAGGGGCUAUUAGAACAAACAGCCACAAGAUAAAGGGACAUGCCAGGAUGACAUCAGAAUGUCUGCAGAGGAAGUCACAAUGGUUGUCCUUCCAGUGUGCUCCCUUCAUAGUUAUGUGUGCCAGGGACUAUAUCAUCAAAACUGGCCUCUGAAGUAUUGCCAAAUUUUACUGUAUUUUUUCAAAAUGUGGGGAAAUUUUUACUUAAAACUAUCACCUGUACAUUAAAAUUAAACACUUCAUUUGUAUAUUUGCAGUUAUUAGUGACUGUUGUGCAUGGUGUUGCCCAAUGGUAUUCAGGAUUGGUGUUUCACUGUUAGGCUAUUUAUUAAUAAAAAUUAUAUAAGAUACUUUAGUCUGUUAGCAUGUCACUGGUGCCUGUUAGGACGUAAGCACAACUACAAAAAGUGAAAGAAAGUCUAAUGUAAUUAUUUUAAAAAAACUAAUAAAGCCUUCUCCACAUGUAUGUU